Molecule: messenger RNA, 7346 nt
Organism: Phlebotomus papatasi
Lineage: Eukaryota; Metazoa; Arthropoda; Insecta; Diptera; Psychodidae
Exons: 6
Coding region: 1064-2068 (334 amino acids)
Source: RefSeq, a predicted model, not a curated record
GAGGUUCGCGGGCUAUCGUUGGGUGGCAAGCUGGUGAUCUCUUUCGCGCGCCCACCAUUCAAACAUGCGGCUCCAAAUGCGCUGACGCAAGGCCAUUUCUCGCUCUGCAGCCACAAACACACUGGUGGCGGAUGGCCUGCUAAUUUUCCCGAGUUGGCUUGCGUAACGCGUGUGUGUGGAAAGAUUUCAGCAAGGAAAUUUGAGUUGAGAGAUUGUGGUGUCCCCACGGGAGAUCCCCAGGAGGGCAUUUUUGACAGUGAACUAUCAUAGUGAGCGCCCCCAGAGUAACCAGACAAAAAAACUGAGACGCCGCGUGUGUCAGAGAAGCGUGACCCUCUCCGGCGGUCCCGUGUUUUAGCUGUGGUUUAAUUAAAGAAUACUCUGGUGUGCUAGUUCGUGGACUCUGUCGCGCCCGUUGUCGCGCCACCUCUUUUUUCAUAGUCACCCGACCGUUUUUCCACCCAACCGGCCGGCCGAGCGUCCGUGCCUGGGUGCCUUUUCUGGCUCAAAAUUGCCGUCUGGAGGUUUGCACCUCCUUUCGGUCCUAACCUCAAAAAGAAGUGCCAGACGCUGGAUCAUCUUCCAAGUUUGAAUGGUUUAAUUUUAGUGGCGAAAACAUCGUAGUUUUGGGUGGAAAAGUGCUGUGGAAUUCCUCAGCGGAGGGCAAAAACAUCCCACUUUUGUGUAUGUGUAAGUGUAUGUGUUGAACACGGAAGUGUCAUCCGGUAUCUCCAUCUGAGCACGUGCUUGAAUAAAAGAAAAUGACGAGCCCCUAAAUUGAUCGUGGAUUGAGUGGCCGUAGACUGUGCGUGAAUUACAAGGUGAGUGAGUAGUGAUUCCGAAGUGAAAGGUGAUUGUGAUUGGUUGUCCGGAGCCCAAAGUCUAAAGGAGAUUGGGCUGAAAAAGUGUGUGUAAAGUGGGGCAUGGCGUGGCGCUUGUUUUGGCGAUCGGGGCACGGCCCGCCGAGCCGGUGAGCCAUCGCACCCUGUAGGUAGGCGCUGUGGCCCCCACGCAUGCAGCCAGAGGCGCCGCGGGGGCCCGCGCAGCCCUAGCGCUCUUAUGUAUGCUCCUGACGAUCCCCACGCUGUCGGCGAGCCCCCUCGCGGUGCCACCUCAGCAACAGCCCAGCGUCCUGCCGCCCGGUCGGACGCAUGCCCCCGCCCCGCCAUGGCCGCCCCCGAAGGAGCCACACGCCAACCCCGACAACCGGACAGCAACGAACAGUGCCACGAACUGUAGCAGUAUUUGCCACAAGCACAACAGCCCCACACUUGAAACACAAGGCGCACCGCAACGCCACGACGCAACGCUCCACCGCAACGACUUGCACGCCAACAAUGCUCUUAGGAUAGCGAUUGUUGUCGUUCUUCUGGUCGGAGCUGCAGUAUUAACGUUCUUUGGAAUUGUGUGUUGCUUGCGGGCAACUCAGAGGGCCUCUAGGGCUCUGGCAUUACCAAUACCACUCCUGCCAGACGAUCAAACUCCUCUAAACGCGGAGCCGGAACAUCCUGUACCCAUGCUCUCGGUACAGUCACCCGGCUGCGCGGGAAUGGAGCGGCUCGGCGUUCCUGCCCGCAAUUCACUCAAUUCUCCGUCAGUCCAUGACGAAAGAAACCACAUAAGUCGAAGGAUGCGAGUCGAUGCCAUCCAGGCGAGGGAUCCGCACCAGCAUCAAAAUGUGAUUCGAUGUCCACACCACGUUGCUCUGGGCGGAGACAGCGAAUGGGGCGCGGAUCGAGAUUUGCACAUAAGAGCUCCAUAUCAGACGGAGAUCACGAGGACAUAUAUCCGACCUCCACCCAAUAAGACCGCUCUAGACGUUCCAGAUACCUCCUAUCCGGCUGCGUUUUCACAGCGCUCCGGUUCGUCCGGCUCGAGCACAAAGCCCAGCAAAUCCAGGACUUUCAAGUUCUUCUGGCGUGGCAAUGAUUCGCCAUCUCGUGCCGCGUCAAUUGCGCCCGCCGCUCCUUCGCCUAGCCUGCCGCCGCCCGCCUCCCACUGUCAUACGGGGAGUCGGCCGGCGAUCGAUACGGCGCCCAAUAUCAUGGAAAACGGCCAACACAUUUGACCCCCCUGGAGCUGAACCCUAGGGGCUGUCGCGACUCACGCAGCCGGCUCACGCACCUGCUGAGCCGGCAGCAGUUGAGUGGAAGUAAUGUCUCUUAAAAAAAAAACAGCAACAAAUCGUAAAUUAAUUUUGAUAGGAAAAUUUUACCUUGUUACUCUAACGAAAUUUUAGUGUGUGAAAACAUGUUGGAGAAGGCAUGUUGUGAACUCACUCUGCUGGUGACUAAUCAAAUUUGAUAAGAAAUAGGGCAAAUUGAAUCACACGAUAAUGGCUGGGAAUGUGUAAUCCGUUUUAAAAGAAGAAAAACAGAAUGCAAAAAACAAACACUAGAGCAAAAAGGAAAAAUAAAAAAAAAACAAAUUGUAAAUGAAUUUUCUAAUGAAAAGCGAUAAAAAAUUCAUCAAUGGAGGUGAAGUGUGACACUUUCUCGACCAGCGAUUGUGAUAAAGUGCGAGAUGUGACCAAAAAAAAAAUGAAGAUAAAAUACGUGGACAGACUAUGUGAAUAAAAUAAAUACAGUGCGUGUGUGAUCCUCUCGAGAGGUAAUCAUCUCUAGAAUCUCCCAGAAAGACCAGAAAAUGACAAAAUUCUCAAUGGAUUUCCCAAAGAAUGGACUCUCAGUUUACUUGGAGUGAUGUCCAAGUUUUGAGGACCACGCCGCAGUGAGGAGCAAAGCCUAGCGCUAAUAUCAAGCGUUAGGUAAAGGGCGAGACAAUUUAGAAAGACAACAAAAGCAUCAAUCGAGAGGACAAAAACAAAACAAAAAAUCAGAUCACGAAAAAAGGAGAGGAAAGCAGAUUAGAAAGUAUUUUUUACGUAAGCAAAAAUAAAACAAAAAAAUCAUUAAAUUAAAAUAAUUUACAAGUUGAUGUUACUGUUGUUGUUAUUGUGGCAAAAAAAAACAAAAAAAAAAUAAUACACUUGAAAAUUUGAAGCUAGAAUUCUUAAUUAAGUGAAUCGAUGAUGAUGAAAAAAAAAACUCCUAAUCCAUUGGCUAUAGAGUGAAAACAAAAUAAUAAACCUGAAAAGGUAAAUUGUAUAAACAAAUGCAGAGGUCUUUCUUAUAUUAAAAAAAAAAUUAUUUUAAAAAAAAAUUGACAAAUUGAGGUUUUAAAAGAGAAAACAAGAAAAUUUGAACAAAAUUUGUGUGUUUCGGAUGCUUGCACUGUGUACAAAGAAUGAUCAAAAAUGAGAAAAGAAAAAUAAUUGAAUUAUAACUUUCAAAAAAAUAAAAAAAUAAAGUCAAGAUGGGUAAAUAAAAGAUGGGAAUCACGCCGACAACACACUAACAUAUAAAUUAUUCAAAGAGUAAAGACUGAAUUACCAAUUUAAUAUUAAAUAAAAAAUUAUAAUUAAAUGAGAAAAAAGAAUUAAGAAUAUUAGAAAAAAUGAGAAAAAAAAACAAUUGUAAUAUUCGAGAGUAAUCCAUUACUUCUUUAUUUUCUUUUUAAAUUAAUAUAAUAAUUAUAAAAAAAUCACUUGUUAUAACCUCCUUAUUUAAUUUUUUUUAAAUUUAAAAGGAAAGAAAUAUAUAUUCAGUCGCUCUAAAUGUGCAAGAAGGCAGGAAAAAAAACGAAAUAAGAAUUUAAAAAAAAAUGUUGAGUCACUAUAAAUUCCUUUUUGUAGAAAAAAAAGUAUUUUCCUUCGUUUAGAAAUGACAAAUGAUAUUCUAAAAAAAAACACAAUGUUUAAAAACAAAAUGUGAAUUAGAAAUUUAUCUCUGUGGCAAAGAAUUGUGUCACCGAAUGCUGGUCAUUUGGCGUUUUUUUUUUUGUGAAAGAAUUAAGAAGAAAACAUUCUAAUUGAGUCAAAAACAAUAUGAAUGUAAAACAAGAUGUAAAAAAUUAGAAUUCGAAUUUUUUUUUGUUCUCUGUCGUUGAAUGUGACGUAAUUUAAUUUCAUGAGGAGACUUUUUUCAACUGUACAGCAACCCCUCAAAAGUUCACCCCAAAAAGUUCAUUUUCAACAAACACUUCAUUUACUUUCCUUGCCCAAAAACAUCUGUUAAUUGAAUUAUUGUGUUGGGGAUUCGUAAAUAACACACUGAGGAGCAAAAGUGUUCAAAUCCAACAGGAUACUGUGGAUUAUUAAGAAUAAAGUUAAACCCAUAGAGUUGUAGUCUAAUACUUAACAUUAAAAUCUUUGGCUUUUUUCUGAGAAUCGAUUGCGUAAAGGCUUCUAUACAUUGGGAAGUAUUUUCGUCAAAAAUUGUAUUUUUGACUGAAUUUUGACUUUUACAUGUACAGGAGUGCGGACGGUUUUCUUCAAAAGUACACUUUUACUGAGAGAAAUCCGAAAAAAUUAAAAUAACAUUCCGGAAAUGUUUAUUUUACCCUGCAUUAUUGAUCCGAAAUCGGUGUAAACAUUAUACUUUUUAGGUGUAUUAUGGGUUAAAGUUACCCUUUUUCAUGUUAAUUUUACCCUUAAAAAUGUGUAAAAUUAACAUUAAAAAUUGUUGAUAUAUUUUUACACCUAAAAAGUGUUAAAGUUAUGAGGAAAAAAAGUUAAUCGCACCCCCUUUUUUUUCUCAGUGUUGACGAAAAUUGCUCCCAAUGUGUACACUGAGAAAAAAGAGGGUGCGAUUAUCUUUUUUUCCUCAUAACUUUAACACUUUUUAGGUGCAAAAAUAUAUCAACAUUUUUUAAUGUUAAUUUUACACAUUUUUAAGGGUAAAAUUAACAUGAAAAAAGGUAACUGUAACCCCUAAUACACCUGAAAAAGGUAAUAUUUACACCGAUUUUGGAUCAAUACUGCAGGGUAAAAUUAACAUUUCCGGAAUGUCAUUUUAACUUCUUCGAAUUUCUCUCAGUGUAGACGCCUAAGCAAAUUCGAAUCUUUUUGCUCAUCACUGUGGUGGAAGUCGAACAGCCACGAAAUCCAAUAAUAAUUUCCAAUCAAAACUAAUUUAGGGGUAGUGAGGUAGCUUUGAAAUAGGGCAGACAAGCUUAAAAUGAACGUUUUUAUUUCAUAUUUUCAAAGAUAGUUGCGUCUUAUCAUAAUGUAAUGAUCAUAACAACACAAUUUCUAAAUAAACAGGGUUAGCCUAAUUAGUACGUUUAUUUCAACCAAAAUUUUUUUCUAAAUGAAAAAAAAAAUGGAAACAAGUGUCAAAAUGUUUCUGCUGACAAAAAAAGAAAUUAAACGAAAAUGUUUUUGUAGAUACGGAAAUGUUACUAAAGAAAACGGAAAUAUUUCAGGAGGAUGCGUUCUUGAAAUAUGCCUCAAACCAACACUAAGGUUUUUUUUUGCAUUGAUGUGUGUAAUUUUCUUUAAAAAAAAACCAAGAGUUUUUACGCCAAAAGUUAAAUAUGUCAUGAAUCACAAUAAGCAAGAAAUUUUAUUUGGAAUAUACCGCAAUUAAUUUAUUAAUAAAUACUGCCCUUCAUUAUUAAACUCCUCAAAAUUGCCCCACUUCCCCUAAACUUUAUUUUAUGUUUUUUUUUCACCAAUCAGAAAUAAAUUUCUCUAAGAAAGGACGUAACUUGAAGAAUCGAAAAAAAUAUAGCCCAACUGUGUCAUUUAAAAAAAAAAAUGUUCAAUAGAAAUUGCUCUUUAAACAGAACAAGAAGAUAAAAUACAAAAAAAAAAUAUAUUUCUCAUAAAAAAAGAAGAAAGGAAAGUAAGAAGACAACUGCUCAAAAACUGUCAUUUUUUGAAUUUUUUUAAACACAAACUUGUACCGAAAAAAUUCGAAAAGUCAAAGUUUUAAUCCGCUUUUUGAUGUUUCAACCAAUAAUUAAAGAAUGAAGAAAUAACCAUAGAAAUUAUUCAAAUUAAUUAAGAUGAUGAAAAAGUCAAAAACAAAAACAUUGAAAUAUUGAAUAGCACAAUUACCAUACAAUAUUAAUGAAAGAAAGAAAAAACCAACACGAAAAUGUAUAGAAAACAAACAUUGAACAACUUAUUCGUUUAUCACCCAAAUACUGCUGAACAAUUUCAUUUUCAAUAAAAAAAAAACAUGUCGAAAAUCUUUUGGACGUUCAAAAAAAUUAACUGUAUAUACUCGAGCCAAUUUAAAAAAAAAAAUAAUAUAUAAAAAUGAGGAAGGACACAAAAUUGAUGGAACUUUCAGAUAGAAAAAAAAAUUCCAUUCACAAAAUUGAAUUUUGAACUAGUCCUAAAUUAGAUGAAAAGAAAAAUAAUAAAACGUGGGAAAGAAGAAAAUGAAGAAGAUGACAAAACAUCGGAAAAUAAGUGAGAAAGUCUUAAAAAAUGAAAGAGAGAAAAAAUAUAUUAGAAAUUAGACAAAUAUUAUUUUUUGAAUAAAAAAUUAUAUUUUGAAAUUGUAUAUAGUGUAAUAUAAAAUCAUUAAAUUAAAUUAAUUAUGAUGACAAGAUGAGAAUACGAAUGGAGUAUAAGAAAAUUUUAAAGAAAAAAAAAAUUACUCAUGCAUUUAAAAAAUGUUUCGUACUGAAAACAAUUUUUUUUUAAUGUUUUAUUCAAACUCCAUACCCGGACUUUAAUUUAUAAUUUUUCUCUCCCCUUGAAACUAAAGAAAAAAAAACAGAAACCCCAAUUAAAAAACACACACAAAUAUUAUAUAUAAAGCUUUCUUCUGGAGAACACAUAAUAAAGCCCGUCUAAAUGACUCUGAGAUAGAAAAAAAAGAAAAGCUUGAAAGAUAAAGUGAAAAGAUGAAGUAACACUGAAAAGACAGUCAAGUUCGCAAGAGAAAAUGGAUAAAACGAUAAAAGUAAUAAAUAUUGAGGAGGAAACGAAACUUUUUUUUUUUUAGGUAUUUAAAUGUAUUCAUAGAAGAUGAAUGGAAAGAAAAAUAAAACACACGAUGCAAAAAUAAAUAAAUCUGAAUAGGAGAAUCAAUAUACAUUUUAGAGAGAGGAAGAGAGAGAGAGAGAAAUCAAUCAUUAUUCAUAAUUUAGAGAUGCAAGAAAAGAAUUUUUGCAGAAAAAAAGAAAGAUAAUAAAAAAAAGCCUUCUGAGUUUGUGAGAUGAGAUGCAAAAAAAGUAACACAAGUUUAUAUUUAUGUAAUUAUUUAAUUUAACACAACAAAGCAAGAAAAACACACGAAGAGGGAGAAAGUUUGCAGGAGAUAUUUCAAAACCCAUAAGCAGAAAAAACGCAAAAAAAAAAUAAAUAAAAAAAUGAUAAGUAAGCAAAUCACUGAAAGAAUGACUCUGUAUCCUAAAUAGAAGAUUUUUUUUCGAAAGGAUAAAAAGAACACACAACAAAAUAUGAUGAACUUAUUACUAUUACUCAAUUAUUAUUUUAUAAAAAUAAAAGAAUAAUGAUAAUAAUAAAAGAAAUUUAACAUUCCCCA